This is a messenger RNA of Podarcis muralis (Common wall lizard), 2329 nucleotides long. The record is from RefSeq and is a predicted model, not a curated record. NCBI's taxonomy places the organism in Eukaryota, Metazoa, Chordata, Lepidosauria, Squamata, Lacertidae.
GUGAUAAUGUGAAGGGAAACCGCACACAAGCCCCACACUUCCAUGAUUAAUGUUUAACUCCCGGGAGUGCCCCAGGCAACUCAGUAAGAACAGCUCGCGUCCCUGGCAUGGCAACAUAAACUCCAGCCUAUCACCCAGCGAGCAGCACCAAAGUCUUCAGCCUGAGGAACAGCAGCCUCCUGGCAGUGAUGGGUGCCUGCCUUCACCCCUUGGAGGGUCCAGAUGUCGCAAGCCAGCCUCCCAGUGGUCCCCUCUUUUUCCAUCCUUACCUCAAAGGCUCCCAGGUCAUUAUGGACGAGUCCCACUGCAUAGCGAGCAGAGCAGCCACGUUCUGCAACGGCAUUGUCUUCUCCAGCCGGCCUAUUGAACUUUAUGAGAAGGUGACUUUGAAAAUCUUAAAGGAAGAGAGCAGGUGGUGUGGAGGCCUAAGGGUGGGCUUCACUUGGGAGGAUCCGUCCCUCGUUGAGCCCAGUGUGCUGCCUCCGUAUUCUUGCCCAGACCUGGUAAAGCAAGGGAAGUGUCGUGCUGCUGUCUUACCGGAAGAAUAUGAAGCAGAAGGCACCAUUGUCAGCUUCUGGGUGGACAACCAAGGUUCUGUUUUCUGCAGCACCAAUGAGAAGUCAGAAGGUUUCCUUGUGGUAGAUGGCGUCUUGGUCACAAGGCCUCUCUGGGCUGUUGUGGACAUCUAUGGAAGGACCAAGGCAGUCCAGCUUUUGGGUCCUUCCAGCCUACCGACAAAUGCUGAUGGGCUCAGCCUUCUUCAACAGAGUGAGUCCACCUGUGGGGAUUUCCAUGCCUUUCCUGAGGAAUGUGCUGUAUGCUUUGGGCAAAAAGCCAACACGAUGAUGCUUCCUUGCUCUCAUGCCAACUUCUGCUCCCACUGUUCACUGAAAAUUUUCCAUACCACCAGUCGCUGCCCAUUGUGCCGGCAGGAAGUGAAGAAAAUUAUUCCCAUCUCUGUUUUGGCAGAAGGAGAGAGCCCAGAAGUCUGGCCGGAAUAAGCAAAGAAUAGCCAGCCCCUGUGGUGACAAAAGUAUGUACUAUCAAAGCUCCUGAAAUAUUUCAAAUCUUGAUGGGAACCCACCGAGGUGGAGAAGACAAAGGCUGACUUUAAAAGAGAGAUGCACAACGAAGAGAUCACUGUGGCAGAAAAGAUGUGCUACUGAGAUCUUUCUCACUCUCUCCAUGGCCUGAGAGGGAGGUGUAUAAAAAGGACUCUCCGUAAUAAGACACUUUGCCUUUAAAAAGCAGAGAACCAUGGUGCUAGAUUUAGAACAGUGACAUCUAAAUUCAACAGUAGGACUGAAACAUGUUAAGGAGAAAGUGAGGGAUCAAGCAGAUGUUUAAAAUAUCCACCACGGGGGGAGUGAAGACUGCACUGGGAGCAAAGUGAAGAAUACCCUUUAAUAACCUCACAUUUCAGCAGUAAUUUUCUCUCCCAAGCAGUCUCAGUGUUACAGUUUAACCAACGCCAUUGUAAACUGCUUUUCAUGCACAGCUUAAUCUUAUCUCACAGCCAUGCAAAAAGUGUUUGUCUUUUAGGCUGUUAGAUAGGAACAAGCCGAUGGCAGGUAAACCAAGGCAGGUGCAAAGUUUAUGUCCAUGGAGAGAGAGACUCUCCAAACAGGGCAAAAUGUUGGGAAGCUGGUUAGGAGAUUCCAAAAGGGGCAGGGUCACAUGGGCAGUAGGAGGAGCAUAAAGCAGCCUUCUGCCCUCCAGAUGUUUUGUAGUGCAAUGCCCAUCAAGCCAAGGGGUGGCUGGGGCUGGUGAGGGCUGUAGAGUUGUCUAGAGGGCACCAGGUUGGAGAAGCCUUGCAGAAUCCAUUCUAUCAGCAGAGGAACAGGAAGCCCUGAAUUCCCCAGGAGGCCUGCUGUCUUUCCUGCUGUUUCGUGGAAUGGGAAAUUCCCUUUCCAGGAAGAGGCCCAAGACCUCAUCAUUCGAGUAGGAAACACAGGGGUGAUUCUGUUGUGCUUUAUUCAUUUGCCCCAGGAGAGACCAUGAAAAUAGCAAGGUUAAUUCACCUUGUUGAGAGGAAAGGGGGUGGGAGCAGGGAUGAGAGAACCACAUGGACAAUGACUGUGGCUACAGGUUUCCAGGUUUUUUCUGGCCCUGCUCUUGUGCCUUUAACAAGUCUGAAAUGCAGAAAACCAGCAGGUUAAGCUUUUUCUUAUUUGAUAAAAGAAAUGAUGGGCCAAACGUCAUUUGCUAAAUUUCUGUCAGCCUACUUUUAUAGACAGGGACACAGGUGGCGCUGUGGUCUAAACCACAGAGCCUAGGGCUUGCCGAUCAGGUCGGCGGUUUGAAUCCCCGCGACGGGGUGAGCUCCUGU